Messenger RNA from Funneliformis geosporum, 1386 nucleotides. Lineage: Eukaryota; Fungi; Glomeromycota; Glomeromycetes; Glomerales; Glomeraceae. The record is from the annotation of a GenBank genome assembly.
CUUGAUUAUUCGACCGUAGCCAUUGGUGCAAUUGCUGCUGGAGGAAAAGUCACUCCAAUUAAUCCAUCAUAUACGGUUAAUGAAUUAACUUAUCAGUUAAAAGAUUCUGACGCAUCCGUUAUUAUUGUUAAUCCUUUAUUACUCUCAAUCGCGAUUAAAGCAGCAAAUAUUCCAAAAUCCAAAAUAUUUUUGUUCGGUGAAGAAGAAAUUAACGGAAUUCAACCUUUUUGGUCUUUCAUCUCUAAUCAAGAAAUCAAUCCAAUUGAAUAUACACCAGAAGAAGCAAAGUCAACUACUGCUUACUUAUGUUAUAGUUCUGGUACUACAGGAAAGAAUAAAGGAGUUGAAACUACUCAUACUAAUAUUGUAUCAAAUUUAGCUCAAAUAUCCACUUUCGAAAAAGGAUUCACUCAUCAGACCUCUCUCAGCGGAUUUCUCCCUUUCUUUCAUAUGUACGGGUUGACCUUUCUUAUACACCUUGUUAUUCUUAAGGGAGCUUUGUGCGUUAUUCUUCCUAAAUUCGAAUUAGAGCUAUUUUGUCGAGUAAUUCAAGAUUAUAAAGUAAAUUUAGCUACGGUUGUUCCUCCUGUUGUUUUGCUCUUGGUUAAAAAUCCCAUUGCAAAGAAAUAUGAUUUAUCAAGUUUAAAAUUGGCUAUAUCCGCUGCCGCCCCUUUAAGCAAAGAAUUAAGCGAUAAUUUACUAGAAUUCAUAAAAUUCCAAUCAAACAAGCUUACGGUACGAUUAACUGAGACAUCUCCACUUACCCAUAUCGCAGAGACUAAUAACAUUAUCAAUGGUUCGAUCGGAAUUCUCAUUCCAAAUGUGGAAUGUAAAAUAGUUUCAGAGGAUGGUCAAGAGCUCGGAUUUAAUGAACCCGGCGAAUUUUAUAUUCGUGGACCAAAUGUUAUGAAGGGUUAUCUUAAUAAUAAAGUAGAUACGGACAUGUGUAUUGAUAGUCAUGGUUGGUUUCAUACCGGAGAUAUAGGAUUCGCUGACCCUCAAGGAAAUUUUUUCAUUAUCGAUCGCGUUAAAGAAUUAAUUAAAUACAAGGGAUUUCAAGUAGCACCAGCUGAACUUGAAUCGAUUUUGAUCCUUCAUCCGUCAAUUGAUGAUGCUGCUGCCAUUGGUGUAUAUUCCAACGACGGUGUAACAGAAUACCCGGCAGCAUUUGUAGUAUUAAAAACAAAUAUAAUUCAAUCCGAUCAGAUAAAAGAAGGGAUUAAAGAAUUUGUUUCUCAAAGAGUUGCUGAUCAUAAAAAGUUACGUGGUGGUGUUUAUUUUAUUGAUCAAAUCCCUAAAAGUCCAUCUGGUAAAAUUUUGAGAAGGCUGUUAAGAGAUAGAAUUAAACAUAUGCAUUCAGAUAUAGUAAAAGAAAUCAUAAUUUAA